AUGCUCUGGACUUCUAUUCUCGCUCUUGCGGCAGUCGCCGAAGCCUUCCCAGGUGAAACAUGGUUCAACAAGGCAUUGUCAAAACGACAAGGUGGGACGACUAUGCUGCGAUUUGGAUGCGCACAGGUCGUAAUUGAUCGUCUCGACCCGUUGGUCAACCCUGGCUCGAUCCCCUCUACUCAUCAGCAUCAGAUCGUAGGAGGAAACGGGUUUAACGCUUCUAUGACUACAAGCGAUGUAUCCAAGACCGCAGACUGCACGACUUGUGCCUUUUCCAAAGAUUUCAGCAACUACUGGACUGCGAAUCUCUACUUCAAAGCACGCAACGGAACCUACAAGCGCGUGAAGCAGUUGGGCGCUGCCAACCAAUUCAAUGAUCAAUUUAGCACCCAGAUCGGGGGUGGUAUCUUGGUCUACUACGUCUCAGCAAAGCCCGGAUCCAUCACUGCCUUCAAGCCCGGUUUCCGUAUGCUGAGCGGUGAUCCCACCAUCAAUAAAGCCGAUCCCAAGAUGAAGAAACAAAACUGUUACCGUUGCUAUACUGGGCCCAACUUCGGAGGUGACAACGCCGCGCCUUGCGCCGAUUCUAAACUCGACACUCAAGCCUUGCCAAAAGAUGUUUGCAAGGGUGGCAUCCGCUCUAACAUCCUUUUUCCCACCUGCUGGGAUGGAGUCAACCUUGACUCUCCCAACCACCGUGAACACAUUGCUUAUCCGACCUCUGGUCCCGCUGACUUCCUCUCUCUUGGCGGCAACUGUCCUUCUACGCACCCCAUUCGAAUCCCGCAGUUAAUGUACGAAGUGGUUUGGGACACAACGCCCUUCAACAACAAGGCCGAAUGGCCUGCUGAUGGUUCACAACCUUUCUAUCUCAGCUACGGAGACAAUACCGGAUAUGGGCAACAUGCUGAUUACGUCUUCGGGUGGCAAGACGAUGAACUGCAGAAGGGCAUGGACGCCUCGAACUGCUUCGGUGCCAAGUGUAAGGACCUCAAGAACCAGGCCAUCGACGUGGCGAAGAAGUGCCAGGUCAAGUCCAUCGUCAAUGAGGAUCAUGAUGCUUGGCUCAAAGAGCUUCCAGGCAUGUCAUCUAUGCCUAUGAGGAUGGCAUAA
This is a messenger RNA of Periconia digitata, 1113 nucleotides long. NCBI's taxonomy places the organism in Eukaryota, Fungi, Ascomycota, Dothideomycetes, Pleosporales, Periconiaceae. The record is from the annotation of a GenBank genome assembly.